GCCUUUCCUCUUUUUCUUCUUCAUUUGGGGAGACUUGGGUAGAGAAAUGGUGGCCUUCUCUUGCUGCUUCUUCGUCCUCUUCGUCUUCUUUUUCCCAUGUUCCUCUUCCUCCUCCUCCUGCUCCUCCUGCUCCUCCUGCUCCUCCUCCUUCGCUUUUUCCUCCUCUGGCAACUUGUUCCAUGGGUCCACGGAUCCUGAGAUUCAGAGAGCCAGUUCCCAGUCCCUUAUCUCUCUUUUUCUUUCCUUCUACAGUGCAUUGUAAGUAGAUGUAGCAAGAAGAGGGCUCUUCAGUGGGCUCUUCAGUGGACUCACUAGACGUUUCUGAUCCUCCAAGGUCAUCAAAAUCAGUGCCACAGAAUGGUCAAACGUGCCUUGAAGCGUUGAAGCAAAGCAGUUCAGAAGUAUUUUUGGCGAUUGAGAUACUAUGUCUAAUUCAGAGACCCCCCAUGGUGACAAACAGUGCCUGGCCGUGCCAGAUGUGGAUGGAAAUGUCCUAUCCAAUGGGAACGGAAAUGGCGAUGGAGCCCCGUCAUCUUCAAAAUUGGCCCAUCGUCGUUGUUCAGCUCGGCUUUUGAGCCUGAACGUCCGAGAGGCGAUCCGUGUUCUCCGGCAGAAGGAGCACAAGGCUCGAGUUUCUGCCCUAGUUCAACGAAAUGCGGAUUUCUACCGGAAGCAGCGAUGCUGCGAGUGUGCCGCCAUGAUGAGUAUGCUGGCCAUAUUCACGUCUUUCGCGUUGUAUGUCAUUUUCGCCUAUGGUUUCCACAUUGGACAACGGCUACCUUUCACUUUAGUACAAUCCAACUUCACAUCAAAGAUCAGAAAAAUGGAGGGUGACAGCGGAGAAUUAUGGUGCCAAACUGAUCAACAUUGGGAAUGGUGCCGUUGGGUGCAUUACGACAAAUACUGCGAUUUUGAAUGGGAGUCCUAUUCUGACGGUGUUGUCACUACUUCAUGUGAUUUCCCGCCCGGCAAAGUCGAACUUUUGGGAGAUUAUGACCAAUUUCAGUGCGGCAUCCGAAUCCACGAUCUCGAUAUCAAGGAUCGAGGACUUUGGCUUUGCGAAGUGGAAAAGUAUUAUUCCGGAUUUUCUCGAAGGUAUGGGGAACUUCGCACGGCUCCUUUCACCGUGGUCGUGGUGGAGCCAACUCAAUCUUCUCCAACUUCAGAUCUUCUUGGGGAGGAGCCUUUUUAUCCCCCAAUUAAUGCCAAUCAAAGCCAAGGAGGGGAUGAUAAUCUCAUUUGGUAUGCGUCUUUUAUGAACUGGUCCCAUCCAACAUCGUCGGGAAACAAUCCCAAUGGCAGUGAAGAUGGUGAUUUUCAAAGCGAUCAGCUAGGGAACACAACGUUAUCGAGUUUGAUCAUAGAAAAUAGAGAAGAAUACCAAAAAAAGUUCUUUCUCUUGAAGGUUUUCAUACUCGGAGGUAUAUCGGUAGUUUUGGGCACCUUGGCCGUCAUAUUUUGGACGUACUUCAUGUACUUGUGGCGCACGUGGGACACGAAACGAGAGCCCACCGCCAACGAUUACGAUGAAGACAUGGAUUAUUUCGAUGAGCUUGAGGAUAUCAAUGUGAAUCAUACCUUGAUGAACAGUCGGAGAAAGAGCGUGUCUUUCACGGUGGUCCAAAUCCAGGAUGAUCAACUCUCCUUUGAUCUCUCUCGGAGAUCCGUUCUCUUAGGUACGAACGGGAGUCGGAGCGGGAGUAUCACAACCAUGGGCGAGCUCAAACCUGCUCCACAGGGUUCGCCAACGCCAUCGGCCCCAAUUAUUCAUGAUCGAAGGGAAUCCUACGAUUUGGCUUUGGUUAUCAAGUCCAACCGAAGGCUCUCCUUGGCUCCAGAGGAUGCUUUGAAAUGGACCAGGGAUUGUAAAUAGAAACAGAUGAUCUUGUUUUACUUAUACUUUCUAAGCGAAGUAAAAUGAGGGGAUAUUUUACUCUAA
Messenger RNA from Tigriopus californicus, 1939 nucleotides. RefSeq lists its product as uncharacterized. The coding region runs from base 425 to 1873 and encodes 482 amino acids. The transcript is spliced from 4 exons. NCBI's taxonomy places the organism in Eukaryota, Metazoa, Arthropoda, Copepoda, Harpacticoida, Harpacticidae. The record is from RefSeq and is a predicted model, not a curated record.